Messenger RNA from Carya illinoinensis, 1104 nucleotides. RefSeq names its product ethylene-response factor C3-like. The transcript has a single exon. Gene Ontology annotation, molecular function: DNA binding; DNA-binding transcription factor activity. Gene Ontology annotation, biological process: ethylene-activated signaling pathway; regulation of DNA-templated transcription. Lineage: Eukaryota; Viridiplantae; Streptophyta; Magnoliopsida; Fagales; Juglandaceae. The record is from RefSeq and is a predicted model, not a curated record. Bases 172 to 885 code for a protein of 237 amino acids.
CGUGUGUAAUAUUCUUGCUAGUAGCAGUACGUUUUAAACUCAUCAAUUUCCCUCCCCUUUGUGCCUAUAUAAAGGCCUCAACCUUUUAACUUUUCUGUAUGACCAGAUCGUACAAGUUAUUUAGAUCCUUAGAUUGUUCAAACUGAAGAGAUAUCGUAGUCUCAAUCCAAAAUGGUUUCCUCAUUCUUUCAAUGCCCAUAUUCAGACUUCUCCUCCUCUUCUUCUUCAUUUACUUCACUAGAAUCUCUGUCAUGGAACUGCUUACACAGUUAUGAAAACCAAGUACUACCCCUUCCUUUCAAUGAAAAUGACUCCCAAGAAAUGCUUCUUUUUGGUGUCUUAGCCCAAGCCACUAAAGACUCAUCCGAAAACAUAUCCAGCUCCCUUGAUCAUGUUGUCAAAGAUCAGGAGGAAGUGAAUUCAAAAGCCACUGCUGAAGUACUGGAGGAGGCCAGGAAGGAAGGAGAGAUUUCCUACCGAGGGGUCAGAAGGCGGCCAUGGGGGAAGUAUGCAGCGGAGAUAAGGGAUUCUACAAGGAAUGGUGUGAGAGUUUGGAUAGGAACUUUUGACACUGCUGAGGAUGCAGCUUUGGCUUAUGAUCAAGCUGCAUUUGCACUGAGGGGUUCAAUGGCUGUCCUCAACUUUCCAGUAGAGAUGGUUCGCGAGUCUCUUCACAAGAUGAAGUAUGUAUAUGAGGAGGGAUGCUCCCCGGUUUUGGAGUUAAAGAAAAGGCAUUCCAUGAUUAAGAAGUCAAAGAGCAGGAAGAAGAUCAAAGAGGAGGAUGAGUUCAUGAGGUCAGAAAACCAGGUAGUGGUGUUGGAGGAUUUGGGUGCCGACUAUUUGGAAGAACUUUUGCGUAUUUCUGGGAGUGCUAGUCCUCGGUGAAUCAUAGUCACCGGACCAUUUCUCCAUUUGUGCAUAUCAUCUUUGUGCAGGGGUUAUACUAAUCUUCUUUGUAUCGUUGCAAUUUUAUCCGAUGUCUCCGAAGGGACUCACUGUCACCACUUACCGUGAUCAACUUUAGGUUCUCUUUAAUUUCUUGCUUUUUUUAUUUAAAUUUUGGACUAUAAAAAUGUGGGAAAAGAUCACCACUUUCUUGGAUAA